AUGGACCCAGCGAGUCUGUGCCACUACUCGUACAAGGCGUGCUACAACGUCCGCGACCGGAAGCGCAACGGCGACCUCCACAAGCUCUGCGCCUUCCACCGCUGCAAGGCCAACGCAUCGCACCGCAAGCACGUCCUCAAGCGGGCGUCGCUCACGCCACCAGACGACGACGACGCCUUUUACUUCGACAUGGAGACGAUCCAGAUGCUCCUAUCUCUCUAA
This is a messenger RNA of Saprolegnia diclina VS20, 222 nucleotides long. RefSeq lists its product as hypothetical. Bases 1 to 222 code for a protein of 73 amino acids. The transcript has 2 exons. Lineage: Eukaryota; Oomycota; Saprolegniomycetes; Saprolegniales; Saprolegniaceae. The record is from RefSeq and is a predicted model, not a curated record.